CGGUUCGGUAUCUUGAGACAUACAAUCUGACGACAAAAAUAUUUUUAACUGAAUAUAAACUUGCCCGAUAUGUCAAGGUUUUUCGAGCCAACGCGAGCCAUAUCCAAUUAUAAUCCCAAGUAGUCCAAGUCCGAAGUGGCCGAAGUGGCAACAAGUCCAACAAGUGCUUGUUGACAAGAGUGAAACGAGAGUGUUGACAAGCAUCCCAGGCGCUUGAGGUUCGAAGAAGUGUGGUCCGAGCCUCCGGAGUCCAGAGGCCCGGUUUUCUGCGACUGCCCCGACCUCACUGCCAUGGAGGAGCCGAUGGACGAAGAGCGCGGGGGCUGGGAGGAAGGCGACUCCCCGCUGGGCGAGGACCAGGAGGCCCUGGUAGAACGCAUCCAGCAGGAAUGCAUCGAGAAAUUCAGCAGCCUGGACUUUAUCAUGGAGCCCGGCAUCUUCGCCCAGCUCAAGCGCUACUUCCAGGCCGGGGGGAACCCGGAGCAGGUGGUAGACCUGCUGCUCGAGAACUACCAGGCCGUGGCCCAGACGGCGAACCUGCUCGCCGAAUGGCUCAUCAUGGCCGGAAUGAAGAUCACCGAGGUGCAGGGCCUGGUGGAGGACCACCUGAAGCAGAUGAUCCUGAAGCACUUUGACCCCAAGAAGGCGGACUCCAUCUUCACGGACGAGGGAGAGACGCCUGGCUGGCUCACAGAGAUGAUUGAGCACCCGACGUGGCGCUCGCUGGUGUACAAGCUGGCCGAGGAGUACCCGGACUGCCUGAUGCUCAACUUCACCAUCAAGCUGAUCUCGGAUGCGGGCUUCCAGGGCGAGAUCACCAGCAUCUCGACGGCCUCCCAGCAGCUCGAGGUGUUCUCGCGCAUCCUGCGCACGGCCACAGACAACUUCCUGGACGGCGGGGAGGAGCACAUGGAGCGCCACCUGGGGGAGCUCACGCGCAUGGUCUGCCACGGGGAGCACACCUACCUGUACAGCCAGUCUGUGCUGCACACCCUGGCCCAGGAGCCCCGGGGGGGCUCCAACGUCAAGCGCCUGGCUCAGGAGAUCAGCCGGCACGCCCAGCGGUCGGGCCACGACCCGACGCCCAUUACGAUGGCGCUCAACGGGGCGUCGGCGUACCCCCGGGCCUGCCAGGCCCUGUCGGCCAUGCUGUCGCGAGACGCCCUGAACCCGGCGGACGUGACGGUGCUGUCCAAGAUGUACCAGGCGCCGGACCCGCCCCCCGUGGAGCUGCUGCGAGAACCCCACUUCCUGGACCUGCUGCUGGACGCCCUGUUCCGGCCGGGCUCCCGGCUGAACCCCGAGCACCGGCCCAAGUACGUGUUCCUGCUGGCCUACGCGGGCAGCGUGUACGAGACGCGUCGCAAGGGAGUGCGCAAGGCCCUCAACCGGGACGAGCUGCGCCCCACCCAGCAGGCCGUGGAGAAGGUGCACGCCACCUGUCAGGAGCGCCGGGGGGCCUCCGACCUGGUGCCCGAGCUGGGGGCCCUGUUCCAGGCCAUGCGCUUCCCCGUCGUGGCCCUGGGCGUCGUGCACUGGGUUGAACACACCGUGUCCGAGCCGUCCUACUUCAAGCUGUCGACGGAGCACACGCCCCUGCACCUGGCCCUGCUGGACGAGGUGGUGGUAUGCCACAGCACCCUGCACCAGAGGGUGCUGGACCUGCUGGUGCGCCUCUUCGAGUGGCCGCCCCAGGAGGAGCUGGACGUGCUGGUGCAGCUGGAGCGGCGGAAGAUGCUGCUCGACCGCAUGGUGCACUUACUCAGCCGGGGCUGCGUGGUGCCUGUGGUGGGCUACGUGCGCGCCUGCUGGGAGCGCCAGGACACGGACGUGUCCCUCAUCCGCUACUUCGUCACCGAGGUGCUGGACGUCAUCGCGCCCCCGUACACCCUCGAGUUUGUCCAGCUCUUCCUGCCGUUGGCCGAAAGCGACGAGGUCACGGGGGCCCUGGAGGGCGGCGAUGGGGAUGCCGUCAGGGACUUUGUCGUCCACUGCAAGGCCAACUACAUCGUCAUGAGCUGAGUCGCCCUGCCUUGCCAGGUGCGUCGAGUCGAGGCGUUACGACAAAGAAUUCGAGAAGUCUUUCCGGGCUCUUCUUUCUCGUUCCCUUUUUCAAUUGCCCAUUAUCCUUUCUUGGAAAGCUGUUUCUGUUUAAGCUGAAAAUUACUUUAAGAAAAAAGAAAAACGGCUUCCAAAAUAGAGAUACCAUUUUUUUCAAAUGGAUGUCCACGACGGAUGUUGGAGUAAGAAAUAUGACGUAAUGAUUAGCGAAAGAUUACCCAAGUUGCUCCGAUUGUUUUAACAGAGAUAUUCCAGUAAGCUUUCCAUAUAGCCCAUCAUAAAAAUGGACCAUGGCAAUUGUAUCUCAGAAAAUGGUGCAUUCAAGCUGUACAAGAAACAGGGAAGUCCCGCCCUGCGGGUACAUUGGAGUCCGCUGCGAGGGUGGGUGACGAGCCGCCACGAGCUGAUCUAGCAGCCUCACCAUAUCUCUAGGUCACAUGGUUGCACACUCCUAAAACCCUCCGAGCUCUUGGCGAUUUUUUUUUUUUUUUUAAAUCUUAUUUAAGAAGUAAAUUGAGUUUUUAGGUGGUUAGUUUGCAAAUUAUAACACAGCAGGUGGCCUAACAUCCAGUAUGGCAUACAACAUUAUCCUCAAAAAAUAUUUCUUCGCUUGGUCUUUUUUUUUAAUGUAUUUUCUCUAAACAAAAACAGAUGUAUAUGCAUUAAAAAUGAAAUACAAAUAUGAAUGUCUGCCGUU
Ixodes scapularis (black-legged tick) is the source of this 2758-nucleotide messenger RNA. It is a transcript of the gene TH1, whose product is annotated as negative elongation factor D. Gene Ontology annotation, cellular component: NELF complex; nucleus. Gene Ontology annotation, biological process: negative regulation of transcription elongation by RNA polymerase II. Lineage: Eukaryota; Metazoa; Arthropoda; Arachnida; Ixodida; Ixodidae. Gene Ontology annotation, molecular function: RNA binding. The coding region runs from base 292 to 2022 and encodes 576 amino acids. The record is from RefSeq and is a predicted model, not a curated record. The transcript has 4 exons.